GUACAGUGCUAUCAAGAGACAACUGCAGUGGCAGAGUGAGCAGGAUCUAGAGCCACUGUCAAGAAGAACCUGUGCACACAAGGAGAGAAUGACAAUGGACAAGGUGAACAAUGCCCAUUAUACUCUCCACCAGUAUGCUGAAUUCCUCCAAUUGAAAGGCUAUAAUCUCAACACCAACAAUGACCAAGAGGAUGUGUCCUGGCUAAGUUUGGAACUUUGUAAGAGUGACAGGGCAGACACUAGAGCCUCACAGAAGUGUCAAAGAUUGCCAGCACCAACAAUUCCCCACAAUCAGAGCCAGCACCCUGAAGGGAGCACUCCUGCACAGAUGAGCAUCACCAACCAGCUAAUACACAAUGAAGCCUCCAGGAUGUGACUUACCAUGAAUAGAUUGUGGUCUCAUAGAUGCACAUGACAAAACAGUCAUGAGAUCACAUAACUCCUCACUGCCCUAAUCCUUUUCACUAUCUUUUCAUCCUCAUGGGCCAGACAACAAGCAUACUUCAAGGAUCAAUGAAUGUUUGAGCAAGCAUGUUUGCAUCCACAUGCAGCAUUCUGCUAAGUUUGUAUGAUCUAGAAAUUUCUUUCAGGCUUUCUUUGAGCACCACUUAGACCAUCUUAGUGGUUCAAGCCAGGCAUACAGCCUAAUAGUAAUUCUUUGUUUGAAUAAUGCCAGAAUUCAUCCUUUAUCAUGCCCAAAACAGCAUCCAAAUGUGCCACUAUGAUACCCACAUGCCCUUUUGCCCAUCUUGAGAGCCAUGUCUCACCAAUGCAAAGCAGAAAACUCAUCAUCCAGCUC
Messenger RNA from Xylona heveae TC161, 799 nucleotides. RefSeq lists its product as hypothetical. The transcript has 4 exons. Bases 95 to 376 code for a protein of 93 amino acids. The record is from RefSeq and is a predicted model, not a curated record. NCBI's taxonomy places the organism in Eukaryota, Fungi, Ascomycota, Xylonomycetes, Xylonales, Xylonaceae.